Molecule: messenger RNA, 2897 nt
Organism: Salmo salar (Atlantic salmon)
Lineage: Eukaryota; Metazoa; Chordata; Actinopteri; Salmoniformes; Salmonidae
Product: BTB/POZ domain-containing protein 17
Molecular function (GO): protein binding
Source: RefSeq, a predicted model, not a curated record
CGUUCUACAUAAAGAGUCCGGGACGGGGAGUCAGGGCGCCACAACGGGGCAACCCACCUCUUGCACACACUCACACACACACACACACACACACACAAAGACAUUAAGCACCAAGAGGAAGACGGAAAGAGUGAAACGAAGAAAAAGAAGGAACAGAGAAGAGAGAGAGAGAGAGAGAGAGAGGGGAUAUAUAUGACUAGAUAUGGCAAACACCUAUGAAGGAGGAAUCCCUGCCCGGGUCUAUCUGGGAACCCUGCUCGUGGCUCUUUGCUUCCACCCCAUCGCCGUUGGAGGAGUUGACCCGGUGUUGAACGGGAUCCCUUCAUCUUCUCUUCCUGCAGCCGUGCUGAAGCAGGAGGUGGCGCUGGAGAAUGGCGCCACAACGCUGAACCACUCCAUGGCAAUGGUGCAGCGCAUGGAGGGUCUGCUGGCCCAAGGCAACGGCAGCGAUGUGGCCCUCCGCGUGCAGACGGUAAACACGGAUGAGGUGAAGGUGAUCCAGGCGCACACGCUGGUGCUCUCGCUGCAGAGCGAGGUGUUUGAGGAGCUGCUGCUCAGCCACAACACCAGCACCUUGGUCCUGAGGGAGCCUGCCGACUGUGCUGCUGUCUUUGACAAGUUCAUCAGGUACCUCUACUGCGGUGACAUCUCUGUGCGCCUGGACCAGGCAAUCCCUCUGCACAAGCUGGCCAGCAAGUACCGUGUGUGGAGCCUCCAGCAGGGCCUGAGCCAGUACAUGACGGGGCACCUGUCCAGCGACUCCCCGACAGGACACGUGGUUGGCUGGUACCAGUACGCCAUGCAAAUUGGCGACGCCAACCUGAGGGACAGCUGCCUCCAGUACCUCUCCUGGAACCUGUCGUCGGUGUUGCAGAGCGGCGAGUGGGGCUCCAUCAGCGACGACCUGCUGCUGUCCCUGAUGCAGCGCUCCGACCUCAUCCUGCAGAGCGAGCUGGAGCUCUACGAGGCCCUGGAAGCCUGGAUCGGCCAGAACCAGCCGGCCAGCCUAACGGUGGAGAAUGCCCUGAGGCAGGUGCGCUAUGGCAUGAUCCCCCCACAGCACCUGUUCCGUCUGCAGAAGCAGUCACCAGUCAUGCUGAAAUACUACGAGUCCAUCCGUGACCUGCUCUUCCUGGCCUUCCAGUUCCACUCGGCCUCGCCCGUCCAGCUGGCCAAAUACUUUGACGUCAACUGCAGCAUAUUCACGCCACGCAACUACCUGUCACCGUCCUGGGGCUCUCCAUGGGUCAUCAACAACCCCACGCGCGACGACCGCAGCUUCAGCUUCCAGACCCAGCUGGGCCCCAGCGGCAGCGACACCAGCAAGCGGGUGACCUGGAACGCCCUGUUCUCCCCGCGCUGGCUCCCGCUCAGCGUGCGCUCCGCCUAUACAAACGAGAUGCAGGCCACACGCACUGACGGCGGUCGUCCUCGCAUCAUCGUCACCCCAGCCACUUCCAGCCCCGACUUCGCCGGUGUGAGCUUCCAGAAGACGGUGAUCGUGACGGCGAGGCAGGGGGGUAAAAUGGUGGUUCGUCACGUCUACAACUUCCACCAGAGCACUGAGGAGGCCGGGGAUUUCCUGGUGGAAGCCGACCUUCACCGCCGGGCGUCUGAAUACCUCAUCGACAGCUCCCUCUACCUGCACGUCGUGGUAAAGCCCCUUUACCACAGCCUCAUCAUUGCCAGAAAAUAGGCCAAGAGGUUGUUGUUGCCUUAGUAACCAACGGUUCCCAUUAGAUGGUCAAGUUGCAGAGUAAAAAUUGGCUAUAUCAUAAAUAAUUAUGAAAACAAAACAUUUGCUUUUUGGUCUUAAUUUAAGGUACACAGCAUAAGGUUUGCAGUGUGGUUGAGGUUAUAUUUCAAGAACAGAAAUUGUAGAAAUAGGCUGGGUUUAUGACUUUGGAACUUGCCCAGACAGUGAUGACCGUAACCAACCGCCCUCCCUGCUGAGUCCCACCCCCCCUAGCCUGCAGACAAAGUCACACAUGCACACUCAUAUCGCAACUCCUGUUUAUUGGCCUGGUACUGGGCACCUCUGUUCUACAUAAGGUAAUGGUACUUUUUGCAGUAGUGGUUAAGUUUGUCUCCAAACUGUUUUAGCUCUGAAAAGAGGUGUCUGGAGCCAGCUGUAACUGUACUGCAUCUAUUAAAGAAGUCAAUGAAAGAGUUUCAGAUAAUAACAGUUCCUCCACAUUGUUUCCCCCCCAAUCUUACACACAUGGUAGGGGCAAACACGACUGCACUGUAUUUGUUUGAGAUAUGAUUAUGUCAAUACUUGGAUAUUUCCUUGAUUGCCCCUGAUUAGAGGAAAGGCACAUUCUUUAUGACAUAUUUAACUGUAUGAAUUUAUCUGCAUAGCUACAGGAUACUACUAGUAAAUCAAAGUGUCAGUUAUUGGUAUUGUUUCCAUUAGCUGAACUCUCACUUUGUUGGUGCUAACCAAACCUCACAGGAUCAAGUGAAGCUUCUUUUGUUGCUUUGCACACUGCCAACACCAUAAGUACAGGCCAAUUUAAAAGCAUGCAUUCAUACCAUUAGUCACAAUUACAAGCAUAAGUUUACAGGCCUAAAUAUUAUAGCCAUGCUGAUACUCAGUGACCAGACAAUUCCUAUACCAGAGUUUCUCUAGAAGCCAUUUUGCUGUUGCCCUACUCUUUUGCAAUUGAGGAGCAUUUCUAUUGAAUCUUUAAGUCAACCGGCAGUAUUAGUGGUCUUAGAAGGAUUGUGUUGUUGUGAGUAGUGCUUAUAUAAUGAAUUAUGCACAGGCCUAUGGACAACAUUGUUGGUCUAAAUUAUACUUUCGGGUCUUUAGAAUGUUACUGGUUCAUGUAGCUACCAUAUCUCUCUCUAUGUCCUCUUCCUAUAUCCUGAAUAAAAUGUUAUUUUACCCAGUC